Messenger RNA from Adineta ricciae, 834 nucleotides. The record is from the annotation of a GenBank genome assembly. NCBI's taxonomy places the organism in Eukaryota, Metazoa, Rotifera, Eurotatoria, Adinetida, Adinetidae.
AUGACAUCAACGAGUGUUCUUGUUGAACAACCAGCCCGGUAUUUCGAUUUAGUGAAUAAACCAGAAACCUUAAAACGAACCAAUGGAAAUCCAAUUCCAGAUUCUGAAUUCAAAAAUGUUCCAGCGAAUGGAAGCGAAGUGCCAACAGAUUGGGAUGUGAGUUUCGGUGAUGUGCUUAACUGGUCACAAGGACGACCAACAGAAGCAUUCUUUGUCCUUCAAGAUCGAACUUUAUUAAAAAAUCCUGAUCGAAGUGGCUCUGGUUAUCUAACGAUUCCAUUCGCAAUUACAAGAAAUAGCCGAAAUGCAUUACUACGAUAUGAAUAUGUGAUGGAAAGUGUGGGUAAAAAUUACGUUACAACAAUUGAAUUACAUCCGGAAGAUGUUUUCAUCAAGAAAAAUUGGGGAGAUGUACCUAGUGGAAUCCUUUCGCGCAAUGUCGAGUUUAUCUACGAUCCACUAGAAGAAUUUCUCUAUGUUAACAUUCCAAAUACAAAAAAAUCCAAGGAAUUCAAAUUAGGUUCGACUACAAUGAAAGAUAUUCAAACGUGGUUUGCUGGCGCUAUGGAAGAUCAGGCGUCCUUUCGAGUGAAGUACAAAUUUUCCGGACCUGAUUAUCGAAAAUAUCAUAAUGAAUAUCAGUUGCAAAAAGAAAACUUUUCUUUGCCGAAAACCUGGUCUUCCGAACCAGGAACUACUGAUCUUGGACAUGAUCACUGUCAGGGUGAAUGGAUCUUUCACGGCGAUCGAAAGCAUAUGGCUGAUGCGAAAAAACACGUACAAGAUUUCUAUAAAGAUCUACCAGUCACAAUAGAAGAUAUUGAUCGUAAAUAA